This is a messenger RNA of Cuscuta epithymum, 1099 nucleotides long. The record is from the annotation of a GenBank genome assembly. Lineage: Eukaryota; Viridiplantae; Streptophyta; Magnoliopsida; Solanales; Convolvulaceae.
CGGGAAAGUACCCGGUGGGCCCAAUGCCAUAAAAAGUGAGUCAUCUCCGGCGCUGUCCGAGGUGGCUCCGGCACCGUCACUUGGUAAGAGGAGGGCGGCAUCUCCCCCUGUGACUGAAGUUACAGAAGGCCGCCGUGAGGUGGCGGCGGAUCAUGAUGGGCAUACUUGGACCGAAAGAGAGAGGAGGAAAAGGAUGAGGAACAUGUUUACUCAUCUUCAUGCCUUACUUCCUCAACUUCCUCUUAAGGUAGACAAAGCGACUAUAGUGGAGGAAGCUGCGAAGCAGAUCAUCGCACUUCAAACAGCCAUUCUGCACCUCGAGAAACUAAAGCAGGAACGGCAGCUGCAGCUUCUAUCAUCUGCCGCCAGACCCAACGACGGCGAUCUUUCCUGCAUAUUCUCCCCCGAAAUCCCGCAAGCUCCGGCGGGCCGUGCUCACACGAGGGAGGAGUUCUUGGCCGACCACGGCCGCGGCUUCGUUCCCGCCCCAGGAUCGAAUCAUAAUCAUAAUCAUAAUCGUAGUGACCAGAACAUCAUCACCGUCCACCCUUAUUUGGCGACAGCUAAUAAUAUGGAUGAUGUGGGAAGAAGAGGAGGUGUUAAUUAUGAAGGGUGCUGGAGCUCAGCGAAGGUGUCAGUGAGCGUAUGCGGGGACGACGCACACAUCAGCGUUUGCUGUGAGGGGAAGAUAGGGCUGCUGUCGGCGAUUUGCUAUGUGAUGGAAAGGUACAAAAUAGAGGUGAUGUCUGCUCACGUUUCGUCUCCUCAUCGUCUUCGUAGCAUGCUCAUGAUUCAUGCCCGCGUGACAAGUGGAUAUGCAACUCAGUUUCCAGUGGAAGAAAUAUACAGGCAAGCCGCCGAAGAAAUUCUUCUGCUCUGCGGAUAACUAUUACCAGGCGCGCGCGGCCCUCAGUCUAUCUCUCUUCAUACAUUGCUCCGUGUUAUUUUCUUCUUCGCAUGACAUAUUUGGACCAUUUUGAGUAUAUACUGUAGUCUUGUUUAUUUUUAUUUUUGUACUAAGUUAAAAUCAUUUCAUUCAAAAAAAACAAAAGUUAAAAUGAUUUGUGCUUCGGUUCGGCUUAGGAGUAGUUCAGUUCGG